Thlaspi arvense is the source of this 2787-nucleotide messenger RNA. The record is from the annotation of a GenBank genome assembly. NCBI's taxonomy places the organism in Eukaryota, Viridiplantae, Streptophyta, Magnoliopsida, Brassicales, Brassicaceae.
AUGCCUCACCGGACGACUUACUUCUUCCCGCGGCAGUUUCCGGAUCGUGGAUUCGAUCCGUUUUCUCAUAAUAAGAAUGAUCACGAGAAGAAAUCGUCGUCCAACGUCGGGGAGAGUUUCGGGUUUGAAAGGAGUAAAUCCAGCGGCGGAGAAGAGGAUAAGAACAAGGAGAAGGAGACUGUGUUCUCCUCUUCUUCUAUGCUCUCAAAGAGCUCCGCCGUUUCAGAUCUCUUGAGCGGUCUCUCAUCAGGCAGCGAUGGUGGCCGUAAGUCGGAGAAGAAGCAGCAGCAGCAGCUAGCGGCUUUCUACGAGUGGCUGGCGGAGAAGAAGGCCAACCUCUCCCGCUCGUCUACCACCACCGGACGCGUGAGGCCCACGCGCCUCUCUAUGUCCAGCGACGCCGAGGAGGAGAGAGAGCUCCUGCUGUCUCCGGUUGAUCCGGCUCAUAAUGCUUCGCCCGGUUCCAUAAUCGCUGCGUCGUCUUCUUCGGCCCGGGCGGUUAGCAUCAACGAGAGAAACAUUGACCGGAGCUUCGACAGGGAGGUUUCGCUUCCAAGAAUGUCUAGUGAGAGCAGCUUCGGCGGAAGCUUCUUCUCCGGGACGACGGUGGACGGGAAUUUCUCGACUUUCUCAAGUCCAACAGACGCGAGGGAGACCUCGACCACCACACGCGUCUCCGUGACCAAGGAGGAACGAGAAGCUGAGGUUAGUGAGGAGGGCAAAGAGCAAAGCUUAGCGCAGAAGUCAAGAGAAGGCUAUUACUUGCAAGUCACGCUUGCGAGGAGGCUAAGUUCUCAAGCAAACCUGGCCGGUGAUUCUGUUCAAAUACAGAGCAUAGACACUGUCUCCUACCGUUUCUGGGUAAGCGGUUGUUUAUCAUACAGUGACAAGAUAUCAGAUGGGUUCUACAGCAUACUAGGGAUGGAUCCAUAUCUUUGGUUGAUGUGUAACAACUCGGAGGAAGGAAAACGACUUCCAUCUCUUGUGUUACUAAAAGAGACUGAGCCGAGCGAUACAUCAAUGGAAGUGGUUUUGAUAGACAGACGUGAGGACUCGCGUCUUAAAGAACUUGAGGAUAAGGCACAUGAGCUCUAUUGUUCUUCAGACAACAUGUUAGUGCUCGUGGAGCAACUUGGCAGGCUUGUUGCUGUCUAUAUGGGGGGGAAUUUCCAGGUGGAGCAAGGUGAUCUCCAGAAGCGAUGGAAACUGGUUAGCAAUAGACUCAAGGAGUUUAGGAAAUGUAUCAUUCUUCCUAUAGGUAGUCUAACGAUGGGUCUUUGCCGUCAUCGUGCCAUCCUAUUUAAGAAAUUGGCUGAUUACAUAGGCUUACCAUGUCGGAUAGCUAAAGGUUGCAGGUACUGUAAAGAGAACCACCAAUCUUCUUGCCUUGUCAAGAUCGACGAUGACAGGAAGCUUUCAAGGGAAUAUGUAGUUGACCUUAUCGGGAAACCAGGAAAUGUCCAUGAUCCAGAUUCAUCCAUCAACGGUGGAUUACAGUGUCAGAUUCCUUCACCACUUCGGAUGAGUCAUCUUAAAGAGUUUUCCAGGUCUUGUCAGACUGUAGAGUCAAAGGCUUCUUGUGAUCUUUCUGAAAACAUUCAACGUUCAGGGAGUCAAGGCCAAGUACACAAACAAUUAGAGUUGCCAGAUAUUGCAGGGACAAUAUUUUGUGCUCACGCUGAUCAAACGUGCUUCGCAAAAGCAUCUUCAACGGUUUCGACGGAAUCUGUUCUCCGAGCUCUACCACUUGAGAUACCAAAACUUAUAAGUGAAGACAACAUUGCCUCACAAGAAACUUGCAAAGAGGAGACCUUUCUAUUAGAAGACGCAAUUGAAAACAGUAGUGUUAUCAAGCAGCCAAAGGGAGAGUUAUCUGUUGAAGCAGAGAUAACCGAAGCUGAGACUCCAAAAGAUAAAAAAGUGAGGUUACCUGUUGAUGCCAUCUCACCAUACUUGUCUAUUGAGCCUUCUUUGGCAUCAGAUUGGCUGGAGAUCUCAUGGGAUGAAUUGCAUAUCAAAGAGCGUGUGGGUGCUGGAUCAUUUGGAACUGUUCAUCGCGCUGAGUGGCAUGGAUCAGUUGCAAUAAUGAAACGUGUGCGUCACCCAAAUGUUGUUCUGUUCAUGGGUGCUGUGACAGAGCGACCCCGUUUAUCGAUAAUAACAGAAUAUUUGCCAAGGGGCAGCCUUUUCCGCCUCAUCCAUAGGCCAGCUUCUGGGGAGUUGCUAGAUCAAAGGAGAAAGCUACGUAUGGCCCUUGAUGUGGCCAAGGGGCUCAACUACCUACACUGUCUUAAUCCUCCUGUAGUGCACUGGGACCUGAAAUCUCCAAACCUACUGGUUGAUAAGAACUGGACAGUGAAGGUUUGCGAUUUUGGGCUGUCCAGGUUCAAGGCAAACACUUUCAUACCAUCAAAAUCUGUUGCAGGAACACCUGAGUGGAUGGCUCCAGAGUUUCUUAGAGGGGAGCCGACAAACGAGAAAUCAGACGUAUACAGUUUCGGAGUAGUCCUAUGGGAGUUGAUUACUUUGCAGCAGCCUUGGAAUGGACUCAGUCCUGCUCAGGUGGUUGGAGCGGUUGCGUUCCAGAACAGGCGGCUUGUAAUCCCUCCAAAUACAUCUCCGGUUUUGGUAUCGCUGAUGGAAGCUUGCUGGUCAGAUGAGCCGGCUCAGAGGCCAGCGUUUGGUGGCAUAGUCGACACAUUGAAGAAGCUACUAAAGUCUCCAGUGCAGCUGAUUCAAAUGGGUGGAGGAGACAAAGGGGUGCGAGAUGCGUUGAUUAGCUCCUGA